Messenger RNA from Ascochyta rabiei, 1974 nucleotides. RefSeq lists its product as uncharacterized. The coding region runs from base 1 to 1974 and encodes 657 amino acids. Lineage: Eukaryota; Fungi; Ascomycota; Dothideomycetes; Pleosporales; Didymellaceae. The transcript is spliced from 4 exons. The record is from RefSeq and is a predicted model, not a curated record.
AUGCCCUCAGACAAAGUCGAUCAGAAGCCCUCUCUGAGCAGAUCAGGACUCCAAAACAAUGGUAUUCAAUUUAUCGAGAAGGUGCACCAGCUCGAGGAAUUGGAAGAUUGGUUGCAGCCGAUAAGCUACCAGCUUACACGAAAACGAACACAACCUCCAAAAGAAGCAAGGAAGGUUUUCAAAAGAGAGUUGAAAGAGUUUCGAGACUCGGGGCAGGAUCACGACGAAGCUUCUGAAGGUGACUGGAGCUUGCAGCCCGGCAAGACGAAUGAAGGAUUAGUUUGCCCUGCCCAAAAGUUUGAGGUAGAGACUUGUCAGCAAGCCGCAGAAAAGGUACGACGUUGGCGCAAGAGGAACGAGAACGAGCCCAAAUGGACACAAUUUUUCCGUCGGUACAUCUUCGAGGAUUUUUCUGAUGUCCAAGGAGACGUAGAUUUCCAUAGGGAAACGAUAUACGGGUGGGAAUUACACGAAGACGUUCUUUGGAAUGAAUUCCCACAAUGGGUUCAAUCGGACCUGGAGGUUCAGCGACCGACACGACCGAAGCCCGACCUUACCUAUGGCUUCAAAAUCAUCGAAACAGCCACUGAGCUGUAUUCGGAUUACAAGCAUGAUCGGCAUGUGGAGAGCUUCUCCUUACCAUGGCUCAGUGAGCUGCGCAGUAGGAAAAAAGGUAGCGUGAUCUCGUCGCCCACGACAAAGUUACAUCAGGCAGCAAAAAGUAAACGAGUUACACUGAGCGCCAAAGAUCUGAUGUGCUUCCCGUGGGCUAUCGUCGAAGUUAAACAUGGUAUAGAGAGACCGAAUACGAGCGACGGACACAUGAGACAAAAUAAAACCAAGGAGAGUAAACAUGAGAAGAGGAAGCAAUUUUGCUAUUGCCAAGCGGCGAAUGCGUCUGCAGCAGGGCUGGUUCUAAGAGAGGAGUUGGCCAUAGUGGCUGAAGAUAAAUCGGAAUCGCAUGAUGCUCUGGUCAUGUUCUCUUUCACUUGUGUCGGCCCAACUGUUAAGCUCUGGAUUACAUACCGAGAGAAGCCAAGCGAGCACACAAGCAAGCGCGAACGUAGCCAGAAAAGCAAGCACGCGCAGAGAAGGGGACGAAUUAUCAUGGUCUGCAUCUGGGCGACAUCACUGGAAUUGACAUGGGGAGUUAUGGCGCUGCGAAUGAUUGUGGAAAACAUGCAAGAGUGGGUAUACGCCCGCGUUAAGCCUGAGAUAUCUAGGUGGAUACGUAUCGUCCACGAACAUCCCCCACAGACGAUUUCUCUAACACCUAACGGCGACACGGUAGUGCAGAGAAGAAGAGCUGCCUCUUGCGAGCCAUUGAGCGAAAGAAUGGAUUUUAAAAGAUGGGAUCUACCAGCAUUAGGGGAGCGACACUCUACCCCACGAGCAAAAGCAAUGCCUCUACUGCCACGUGGGAAGACAGCUCCGGGGUCCAUUGAUAGGUGGAAGGUUAAGUCCGACGUCCCGAGGAUACAGCUGAAUGGCUUCAUUGAAGCGAACACGGGAGAUACCAGCGAUAGUGCAGUUGAGGGAUGCUCUAGCGUCCAUGCCAGUGGGUGCGAAAGCGAGGAAGACGACCAAGAAAAACUGUCUGGAUUCAUUUACGAUGAUGAACCAUCCGAGGAUGACAAGUCCGAUGCGUCAUAUGUACCUUCCAGUUCAGAAGAUGAUAGCACAGAGAGUGAGAAUGCAGAGGAAGAGGAACUAGAGUUGCGGAUUGACGAUUAUGACACCGAAAGCGGCGAAGCUUCAAGCGAGAAUGGAGAUGUCGAAGAUGUCGAAGAGUAUGAUCAAUCUGACAAAGAAAGAAGUCAGCACUGGUUAAGCCCGACAUCGAGUGCAGUGUCAAACCUGGACGUGUAUUAUACUCCAACAAAAAACGUGAGGUGGAGAGAUAGAUCGCAAGACCGGUCGCAGAGGGGUCAAGGCCCUUCUCAGCGGUCUCGACGCUAUAGUUCGCGCUUCUGA